GCUUUCGCUUUGACAACAAAAACAUACACUUUUUGAGUGAAUGAAACAUAUUUUAAAAUUUUAAUUCAGUUUAAAAGUCCAUAAAUUGGUGAUAUAUUUGAGUGACAGGGCACCCACCCGGUUCACUACAACAACCUGCUAACAUGUACAAGUUUAAAGUGUCCAAAUACAAGAAUGUGCAAGCUCAUAUACCCGCUAAACACGAGGCCUGGAUUACGGACGACAUAAAUGUCAAUAACUUUGCCGUUCACUCGAACCUAAUCGCGUCGAGCGCCUCAUUGCUGGCUUACAAUCGCACCGGCGGAAAUAUCGGAAUCGCAAACAUUAAUGAUUUGCAAAGUGGUUCAUCAGUACUCAGAGCGCACGGAAGCGAUGUGACUGAUCUGGACUUCUCGCCCUUCGAUGACGGCAUACUGGCCACGGCGUCCAGUGCCGGACACGUGAACCUCUGGCAGUUCACACAACUCUCGCCAAAGAUAGUCAUUCCAAACACAGCCACCCAUUCAUUCACGAGCGAAGAACCGGUCGAUUUGAUCCGAUUCCACACCACAGUCGAGACGAUACUCGCGUUCGCCACCAAAACUCGACUCAAACUCUUCGACAUAACCAAAGGCCAGGCGUUUGUAAACUCAACGAAUUGCUCACAAAUACAAAGUAUUGACUGUAAAUACGACGGAAAGCUAUACGCGCUGACCGAUGGAGGGGACAGUUGUGUCAAGAUAUGGGAUCCCAGAGUCGACGACUCCGGCGAAGCCUUCGCCAUGGAGUUCAAGGCUCACGACAGCGACAGAGACUCGCGAGUCAUAUGGUUGGGCGACAACCCGUAUGUCCUUUCGUGCGGUUUUAAUAGACGAAAGGCCAGAGAGGCGUUCCUAUGGGACACCCGUUCCACUCAGAAACCCGUGUCCGCGAUGAAUGAGUUCGAGCCCUCGCAAGGGGUUUGGAUCCCGUUAUUUGAUUUCGACACUCAAAUGGUGUUCAUCGCCGGUAGAAACGACUCGGCCGUCAAUCACUGGGAGAUCAAUGAUCUCAUCACCGGUAUGGCACAGUUGGACAACAAUGGCGUCAAUAAGAAAUCGGUUGAUAUACAGACCAAAGGCGCGGCAAUUGUUCCCAAACGAGCCCUGAAUAUCAUGCAAACCGAAGUGAAUCGAGUGGUACUACUGGGCGCCGACAGUAUAGCGCCGGUGAGCUAUCGGGUGCCCCGCAAGUCGUACAGAGAGUUCCAUUCGGAUCUGUUCCCCGAGACUAAGAGUCCCGACUCUAACAUCAGU
Molecule: messenger RNA, 1274 nt
Organism: Oppiella nova
Lineage: Eukaryota; Metazoa; Arthropoda; Arachnida; Sarcoptiformes; Oppiidae
Source: the annotation of a GenBank genome assembly